AAUUCAAAUCAUUUUUACUGAGCUCACCGCAGCGAGCGCACGUCUUUUCUAAACAUUCCAAAACAACCUUUCAAAAAUGAAAAAGUAUUCGAUAAUCGGAAAUAAGAAGAAAGUUACUAUGGAGCUUAACCAGAGCAGGUUGAGGAUCGUUGGAAAUGCUUGUAUAGUGCGUGUGGCCUACAACCAUGGAGAGAUUGAAGUAGUUGGUAACGACUGCCGGGUGGAAGUGACAGAUAAUUAUGGAGUGAUCAACUUGACUGGAGGCAGUGGUCUUGUGACUAUAAGCAAGCGAUGGAAAGGCGACCGAGUCCAACUGUGCGGGCCAAGCUGCCAUCUGAUGGUGGACGGAAAAGACAAGUCAGAUACUUACGAAGCUCAGCUCUCCCCCUUCAGUAAGGACCUCGAUGACGUCAUCGAGUCCAUCUUCUCGUUCGUCAUGCGUUGAUGUGAAAGGUCAUUUGGACUUGGUUUUUGUGAUGUGAACGAAGUUAUUCGUUUUUUUUCGGGCCAUUUGGUCAGCUCUAGUGACCGGAUAGGAGAUACCGUUUGUUUGCAGUUUUUAUAACUGUUUUUUUAUGUGUUGAGAAAUAAAGAUGUUUUAAAAGAUUAAU
Messenger RNA from Pectinophora gossypiella (pink bollworm), 611 nucleotides. RefSeq lists its product as uncharacterized. The record is from RefSeq and is a predicted model, not a curated record. Bases 77 to 445 code for a protein of 122 amino acids. The transcript has a single exon. NCBI's taxonomy places the organism in Eukaryota, Metazoa, Arthropoda, Insecta, Lepidoptera, Gelechiidae.